AUGGAGAGCUUGGAAGAAGUCCUCGAGGAGCCAGAAGCCCUUGCCACACGUGUGGCACUGGUGCGUGACAACGCAGCCAAGCGUGCUCAGUGUCAUGCGGCCUUCAACAUCGAGGAAGCUUUCUGGGAUGGCAUGGAACGUGGAUCCAAUGCUGAAAUGCUCAUCACUGUGUCCUACAUCUUAGAGCUGAUCACGGCCGUCAUGGAGCGACACGACACCUCCAGAGGACAGUUAGUGGACUCCUUAGGUUUCAUGAGCUGCGUGGUCUCCUAUGACCUGGGCCGGCGCUGCCUGGAUCUGCUGCGGCGCAUGAUGUUGAGCAGUGACCAAUGUCGUGAGGAAGCUGGAAGAGGCGUGAAGACCAUCGUGGUGCCAACCGUCAUGGCCUUCGGCGAGGAGAACAUCAACAGCGACGUGACGAAGACGAUUCUGCUUGGAUUGUUGGACAUGGUGCAAGAGCAGCAGAUCAGGGAAGAGGUUUGUGACAUCAUCGAAGAAUUGCUACCAAUGAUGUUGACGUGGUUUUUGGCGGAAGAGUAUCUCAUGGAAGCAGAAGCUCACAUUGUGAAGCUUUUAGCCUACAUCACGGGACCUGAGGAGUACGCCCAAAAAGCGGCUUCCCCGGAUUUGGCCGCCAGGUGCAUCUCUCACUUGGAGAACAAGGCUCUCUUCGACAGCCAGCGCUUGCGCAGUACCUGGAUGGAUGUGCUACGAAUUUCCCAGAACAUCGUGAAGUAUGGCUCGGCAGAUAUUGUGGAUAUGUUCUACAAAGCUGCCAUUCACUCCAAGAUGGUGGCACGGCUACGGCAGGUCUUGACCUCGACGAAGGGUCGGCACAACGACCUGCCACUGGAGGCACGGACAAUUGCCUUGAUUUGCCACUUCGCCUCGGCCAUCAUGACGCGGAGCCCUGAAGCCUUGCACGAGUGCUGCGAUCCGAUCUGCCUCCAUGAUGUCUUGUGCCAUCUCUUGCGGGCGCAUGUGGUGGACCCAAUCAUCAUGGAGGCCGUGACUCGAGCCCUGCGCGUGAUGUUGGAAGAUCCAAAGGUGUACCACAAGCAGGCCAUCAAAGUCGUAGAAGAGCUGCGAAAGGUGACGCCAUUGCUGCAGUUUUUAGGGCAGAAGAAGUACCCUGAGCUGUACAAGCUGGCCAUGAACCACGAUGGAUCUCAGGAGAGUGACCCACCACCCUUUGCUGAACUGGAGAAUGACCUGGUCACUUCUGCCAUGGUGGGUAUCGUCUCAUUGGUGGAGUUUUUCGCGGCGGAAGAUGACAGUAUUGAAGAUGACCAAGCCAGACAACUGGUGAACGAUGCCAUGAACGUCCAGGGGAGAGAAACGAUCCUCCUGAAGUUGCUGGUGAUCCCAAACGACGAUCUGAAACUCAUCGUCAUGCGCUGCCUGAGCAAAGUUCCGCUCAGUCAGAUCGAACCAGACGAGAUGGGUGCCAUCGUUCAGUGUUUGUCGGAUGUGAAGAACAUUGGCGAGGGUCGCACUGAGGAAAUGUUGGCUCUGGUGGUUCGACAGCUGCAACGCUUGUUGUUGGCUCCUGGGGAGACAGGCCAGCACUUUUGCACCAGCUUCGCAGAGCGCGCAGUGGCAGAGUGUAGCGAGAUAUUGUUGGCGAACAGCGUGCGAGCCACCACGAAAGAGUCCGAUGAACGGGAGAAGUUGGAGCUCAGCUGUGCCAUCGUGAGCUUUUAUUUCAGCUGCAGCGGCAUUCCAUCGCUGCGGAGUUGUUUGAGGAACCCCACUAUCGAUGCCUUGUUUCCUCGUAUCAUGAAACUGGAGGAGGAGUUGCACACGCCGUUGGCCAUGGAUGUCUCUCUAGAACAGACUUGGCUGGGGAGAUCCCUAGAGAAUCUCUUGCAGUGCUUUCAAGGUGACAGACAGCUGCAACGAGACCGAAAGGUGACCAUCCGCAUACUGUGCCAGAUUGGCAAUGUCUUGGAAGGUCGAUCCAGCUAUCAGUCGCGAAGGAAUGGCCGAAAAAUGCUGAGUUUACAGGAGAUGACCCAAGUAGAGGCAGAGAUGUGGAAUAUGCAGGCAGUACAGAAAGGGCAGCGUUUCCUGGACAACCAGGAAUGGGAGGACCGCAUUCUUCAAGCGGUGAACUUUGUGGGCGCCGGGGGUCCAACCCGGCUACAGGAGUUCUUGUUGGAUCUUGCAGCGCAAGAACGUGAGGAGUACUACCUAGACCAAUAUGGCAAGAUCUCCGAGAAGCCGGACAUGAUCCUGCUGGAGGUGGAGGUGCUGAAGAACCAGCGACAAGGCGGAGCAAGUCAGCUACGAGAAGAAGAGGCUCAACAGGUCGACUUGGCAGAAGCAGAUAUCAACGAAUAUGAGAAAGUUGCCGGGAGGGAUGUCCUCAUGAUCGCCAUGCAACGUGAAGAGGAGGAGAUGGAUGAUGAUCAAAGUGCCCUCUUUGCUCAUCGCCCUGAUAGCUUGAACCUGGAUGAGGAGGUGUUCCAUGAUCUGAAGACAGGACGUGCAAAUCUGGCCUUCGCUGCAGCGGCCUAUUUGCGGAUUUUACAUGCGCUGCUGGUGCUGCCGCCAGAUCCCAGUUGCCGGCAGCAGAUUCUCAGGGAGUUGAGACAGCCAGAACGCUUGGCGAAGCUCAUCGCGUUGAUCUCGGGCCUGCCAGCACUCUCCUGCCACGUGGCUGCGAAGUUCCUGAGAGUCAUGUCCCAUGCUCUGGCGAUCGGUGCAGAUGAUGGAGAUCUUCCUUCACCCACCCUGGAGCAUUUCAGCAUGGUGGCGAUGUUCAUUCAACGCCUGGCUGAGUCCUUGUUGUUUCUGCUGAAACUCACAAAGGACCAGCGCUUAGAUCACAAGGAAGAAGUUCUCAGCGUUGAGAUCGCUCGUUUUGUUGGUUCCAUGGCGCAAACGGCACCCAGACUCUCCAGGGUCUCCAAUCGUUUCGAUCAACCCGAUCUCCAGCGGAUUUACAUUGAGAAGUUGCUGGAUUGGUUGGUGCCUUCCGCCGCUUUGCGCAUCUUUGUGGCAAUGAUUUUGUACGAGUUGCAGUUGGACUCGGGGGCCACCAGCAAGGCCAUCCACCAUGAGUUCGUCAGAGACGCCUACAAACGCGUGGGAAUGAAGGAGCAGGCGCUUAGCGCCCUGUCGCAGAUUUUGAUCCGCUGCUCGGCGUAUCGCUACGACGUCUUGGAGGUCUUCAGCGUGGGCGAAGUUUUCCUGGCGCAAAAUGUGCGACCAAGUUUUCUGGGAGAACUGCUGAUGAAUCUGAACCUAGGCAGUUUCACGCUCUUCGUGGAGAAAUUCAUUGCGGACUACAACCUGCGAACGAAGGAGCAGCACGUGCUGUUUAUGGAAACAGUUCGGGUGCAAAGCAAGCAAGGCUUCAACAUUUGUUUGUUCGUAGUCACCAACUGCAAGGUCUUUUUGCUGGAACCCAGUCGCAACAAACCCACCUUUGCGGCCGAAGGGGAGACCUUUGAGUGUUGGGAUGCCAGCUGGGAAGCCAUGUUUCCGCGGGAGCCAACGGUGCUAUGGGAGCGCGACUUUUCAAGCUUGGUGCGGCUUUGGUUGGGCUACGGCUCACAGAUUCUGGCGGUGGAAUGGCAGGGUCCUGGCAAGGGGCAGGACCUUGUGUCCUCUCCCAGUGACAACAAAAUCCAGUCCGAGGUGUACCUUUUUCACCGCCCCGAUCGAUGCACGACGCUGGCGGAAACUCUACGUGCUGCAGCAGCACAGGGCGAGGCGGGGGCAGUGCCGAUCCUGAUGGAUCCAGCCUUUCGGAAUUUGGUGCUGGCACAAACCCAGGAGGAGCAAGUGCUGGCCAUCACAGUGGCUGUCCACGGCCCCAAACCCAGGCAAGGGCUUUUCACUUCUGAGCAAAAGGCAGACCCUACGCCGCGGCUUUUCGUGCUCACAGCAGCUUCGGUGCUUGAGUUUGAUAUCAAGUCAAGUGCCUGGGCACCAAUCAAGGAGCUGGAUCCAGCCAUCUUUGAUGAUUUUACUCCGGCGGAUUUGGAGGAGGCUGCAGAGGAAGAGGAGGAAGAUGUGCUGCCAGCUCCAUCAGAGGAAGACAUGGCGUUACGUCACCUGCUACGUCUCUGCGGGUCGCAGCUGCCGGUCCCGGAAGGAGCUCCUGAUGGGACCAGCAGGCCUGUGCUGAGCCUUGUGAAGAAAUAUGCGUUGCCGCCCACGGAGAUCAGUUUCGAGACUCGCAACGAAGCUGACCUCAGUCUGCAGUUCUCCAGUGGUGCUUUGUGUAUCCGUUUCUUCACCGACAGCAGCCGCGAAAUCUGGCGAAGGGGGUUGGCCUAUGCACUGGUCAAGUCUGAAAAAGGCUGGUCUCGGCAGUACUAA
Molecule: messenger RNA, 4332 nt
Organism: Cladocopium goreaui
Lineage: Eukaryota; Dinophyceae; Suessiales; Symbiodiniaceae
Source: the annotation of a GenBank genome assembly